Molecule: messenger RNA, 2823 nt
Organism: Danio rerio (zebrafish)
Lineage: Eukaryota; Metazoa; Chordata; Actinopteri; Cypriniformes; Danionidae
Source: RefSeq, a predicted model, not a curated record
AUGAUUUCCUCUGUUGUGUCUAAUAAGGUAACAGUGAGAGUCAUUGGCAGCUAUUUUCCGACUGUGAGGUUGGUUGGUGGUCAUAGUGCCUGUGCUGGUCGAGUGGAGGUUUAUCAUGAUGGUCAGUGGGGCACAGUGUGUGAUUAUGGCUGGGAUAUGACUGAUGCUGCAGUGGUUUGUAGAGAACUGAAGUGUGGAGAGGCUGUAGAUGCUCUGGGUGAAGCUGUAUUUGGAAAAGGAACAGGUCAAAUUUGGAUGGAUGAUGUGGCCUGUGGUGGAUUAGAGUCAACAGUGAAGAGCUGUAGUUCAGGAGGAUGGGGUGAACAUGACUGUGGUCAUAGUGAAGAUGCUGGGGUUAUCUGCUUAGAAGUCAGGCUGGUUGGAGGUUCUCGCUGCUCUGGGAGGUUGGAGAUCCUUCAUAAUCAGACAUGGAUGUCAGUGUGUGAUGCUGCCUUUGACCAGCAGGAUGCAGAGGUUGUGUGUAGAGAGCUGGACUGUGGGGCUCCUGUACAGGUGCUGAGAGCUGCUGCUUUUGACAAAGGAGACGCUCAGAUGUGGACACAAGAGAUUCACUGCAGAGGAGACGAGUCUCAUAUUGGAUUAUAUUUUGAACUGGUCAGGUUGGUUGAUGGUGACAGUUCCUGCAGUGGUCGAGUGGAGGUUUAUCAUAGAGGUCAGUGGGGAACAGUGUGUGGUGAUUACUGGGAUAUGACUGAUGCUGCAGUGGUGUGUAGAGAACUGGGCUGUGGAGAACCUCUAGAAGCUGUGCGUUCUGCUUACUUUAGACAAGGUUCAGGUGAAAUCUGGAUGGAUGAUGUUUCCUGUAGUGGAUCAGAGUCAACACUGAAGAGCUGUAGUUCAAGAGGAUGGGGUGAACAUGACUGUGGUCUUUUUAAUGAUGCUGGAGUCAGAUGCUCAGAAACCAUAAAUUAUGGACGAUUUACGAGACUUGCUGAUGGACCUCACCUGUGCUCUGGGAGAUUAGAAGUCCUUCGUGGAAACACCUGGUACACAGUGUGUGACGCUGCCUUUGACCAGCAGGAUGCAGAGGUUGUGUGUAGAGAGCUGGACUGUGGGGCUCCUGUACAGGUGCUGAGAGCUGCUGCUUUUGACAAAGGAGACGCUCAGAUGUGGACACAAGAGAUUCACUGCAGAGGAAAUGAGUCAAUUAUUCGACACUGUCCAACAUCAGGACUACUUAAAAUGAACUGCACCAAUGUCAGUGAUGUUGCACUGAUGUGUUCUGGUUACACUGAUGUCCGACUGCUCAAUGGUCCUGACUCCUGUUCUGGUCGAGUUGAACGUCAGUAUCUCAGUGAAUGGGGCACAGUGUGUGAUGCAUGCUGGGAUAUGAGAGCUGCCAGUGUCCUCUGUAAACAGCUGAAUUGUGGGAUUGCUGUGUCUGUUGUGGGAUCAGACUGGUUUGGAGAGGAAAGUGGUGAAAUCUGGGCUGAUGUGUUUGAUUGUGACGGGAAUGAAACAAAACUCUCCGAAUGUUCAAUCUCUUCAUGGAGUCGAGCUGAACGCUCUCAUAGACGAGAUGUUGGAGUCAUCUGCUCUAACUCGUCUCUGGCUCUUCAUGAGGGUCUGGUGCGGUUGUCUGGAGAGAGACAGUGUGAGGGGCAGGUGGAAGUUUUGAUCCAGCAGGUCUGGAGGAAGGUUCUGCUGGACUCCUGGAGUCUCACUGAAUCCUCUGUGGUCUGCAGACAGCUGGGCUGUGGCUCUGUGCUCAACUUCUCCGGCUCCUCUUUAUCCAGUCCUGAACACAGUCAUGAGUGUGUGAUGGGCUUCCAGUGCUCUGGGAGUGAAGCUCAUCUGGGGAACUGCAGCUCUCCACAAACUCUCAACUGCAGCUCCACACAACAGCUGUCAAUCACCUGCCUUGGCCGCGGGUCCAUCAGGCUGGUGGGUUCUGGGGGAGACUGUGCAGGGAGGCUGGAGGUUUUUCACAGCGGCUCAUGGGGGACAGUGUGUGACGACUCCUGGGAUAUUAAAGAUGCCCAUGUGGUGUGCAGACAGCUGCAGUGUGGAGUGGCCCUCAGUAACCAGCAGGUACCAGCCUGGUUUGGUCCUGGUUCUGGACCCAUAUGGCUGGAUGAGGUGGAGUGUAAGGGGAAUGAGACGUCCCUGUGGAGCUGCUCUUCUCCAGGCUGGGGAAAACAUGACUGUCAACACAAGGAGGAUGUAGGAGUCGUCUGCUCUGAGUUUAAAGAGAUCAGGUUAACUGAGGGCUGUGAAGGGAAUGUGGAGGUUUUCUAUAACGGAUCCUGGGGAAAUGUGUGUUACAACAAGAUGGACAGAGACACAGCGAGUCUGAUCUGUCAAGAGCUGAACUGUGGAAGAUCUGGCAGUGAACCCAGUAAUUCAGAGGGACUGAGAACCCUUAGUUGGCUUGAUUUUGUUAAAUGUAGACGACAUGACUCCUCUGUAUGGCAGUGUCCAUCUGCACCCUGGGAACUAAAAGACUGUGGUGAUGAAGUGGCAAGGAUCACCUGUUCAGCUCAUGUUCCUCUCAGACUGCGUGGAGGGGGCGGCCGGUGCUCUGGGAGGCUGGAGGUGUAUCAUAACGCUGUGUGGGGCUCAGUCUGUGAUAAUCUCUGGGACAUCAGCGAUGCUCAGGUGGUCUGCAGGCAGCUGGGAUGUGGAGCAGCACUGAGGGCUGAUGGAAAUUCAGCCUUUGGUGCUGGUGAAGGUGUGGUGUGGCUGAACAGAGUCCAGUGCAGAGGGAAUGAGCUUCACCUGUGGGACUGUCCUCUCUCCCUGAACAACCACACUGACUGCUCCCACAAAGAGCACGCUGGACUCACCUGUACAGGUCACUGA